AUGAAAGGAGUUGAGGGACAGUUCGGUAAUUGGAUUGCUACCCCUCAGGAAGGCUCACCACAUCAGCGUGAUUGGACUCAGCCAGCGAGCCAGGAGAUCCCGACUACAGGAAACUCUUCAGCUUCCAUGCUUGGCUUACAACCAUCUGGUGCACAUCUUCAGUCGCUCGAGUACCAAGGCUAUGUCCGAGAUUGGAGUACAGCAGGAGAAACGCCAACCUUCAGCAAUAAUAACUCACAGCCAGUCCCUGCGACGGACCCAUCACCCGAGGUGGGAAUAAAGGAGGAGCCUGACAUCGAGUGCAUGAUACCAGUCAAGGCCAAAGACGAUUCUGAAUCUCAACUGCCAUUGGUAUCUGAGGCUAGUGAUGAAGUUGACGAAAUCGUAGACUAUGACACCUGUUUUGGCGUUGUGAUCGUCGAAGCCAACCUUUCAACCACAGAUAAUCGAAAAAUUGCUGACUGCCCGAUCACCAUCCGCUCAGAAGGCGAUAUCUUGAGCCUCUGCUUCGAAGACUCGGGUCACUUCGCCGGCAUUAUCGACUCCCGCGCGUUGAAGAAGCUCCUAGACCGCUACGCCGUUAGGCUCACCGCAAUGCUGCUGUGCUCCAAGCCAUCUCAUAAUGGCAAAGAAACAAAAGUGCCCAAGCGUAAAGGUGCCACAGCUUCUAAAUGGAGGUUGGCAGAUGUCACGGCUAGAGUCGUAGUAUACGGAAAGAUGGAAGACAAGGAUGAUAUCGCCAACCUCCUCUCCGAUGCAGGACUCUUCUUCCAACACCUAACAGCUGAUGAGUACGACCCCGAGGUACCGUACUUCAACCCGCAUUUCCUCCUCCGACCUGGCGCCGAAAUGCCAAAAAUUGAAGGGCUUUCCAUCUCAGACUCUCAGUCCGCCUCUGGUAGGGGCGGGCUGCUUGAUGAAGUGAGCCAAGGGAAGAUCUGGAGAAUAUUCGAUGGUGCGAGCGGGGCUGGGACUUUGGCAUCGGUGACGGCAAGCCCAAGGCUGAAUUCUACGUUGCGAGAACGGAUUCUCGUCUCGGAUCUCUUGAAGUACGAUAUGGUGUUGACCACAUACGAAACACACCGAGAGGAUUUCAUGACGUCGAAGAAUCCAGAAACCAAGACCCUCUACUCUUACCACUGGUACCGCGUUGUACUCGACGAAGGUUCCCUAGCCCAUAGAAUACGCUCCCGAGGCUCCAUAUUGCAUCAGUCUGCCCUUUCGAUUUCGAAAUGCGCGCAUUGCCGCUGGUGCCUCACCGGGACCCCGAUACAUAAUUCCCUCGACGAUUACGCCGCCCUCCUCAGCUUCCUCCAGGUCCCCAAGCUCUCCGAUAAGCGAGAAUUUGACCGGCUGAUUGCCAAACCCGUGAAGAAUAAGAACCAGUACGGCUGGGGCCGCCUUCAGGACUUGGUCAGAGCGACAUGUCUCCGACGUACAAUCUCCGGCCUCGAUGCAGGCAUUCUUCAGCUCCCUCCUCCAAAGUCGAAGAUUGAGUGGAUCGAGCUGGGGGAUGACGAACCGCUGUACUCAUUCUUCAAACGCAAAACAGCAAGUCUUGCCUCUGGUCAAGGCAAGAAAAAGGCCAGGAGUGCGAAGGGCUCCGCUGGGAAAGUCAAGGGUGGCGACAACAUCCUGAGCUUGAUUAACUUUUUGAGAAUGAUAUGCAACUACGGAGAGCAAAUGUUACCCGCGAAGGCCUUGGAGGCGUGGAGACAGAGGGAUUUGUCCUCUAUUGACUGGCAAGAGAUGGAAGCAAUGCAACGCCAGUGCGCCGGCUGCGGAAAACGCUUAAGGGACGCUGAUGAGGGACAUGUUCUACCAUGUGGGCACCACAUGUGUGGAAAGUGUCAACUCGAUGCUGAAGAGGCCGAUGAAGGCGAGGUAGACGAGGCUGUGGCAUGUUCCGCCUGCCGAGAUUCUGACCGAAUCGGAGAGAGCAAGAACAUCCUUGCGGCAUCGGAGGGAUCCCGUUCAGCAAAAGUUCAAGCUUUGAUACACAAUAUCUUGGAGCAGCAACCAAGUCCAGGGGCAUCCCCACCCCGGAAGAGCCUUGUUUUCAGUUGCUGGACGAGAAUGCUAGACUUGGUACAGAAAGAUCUCCAAGACGUUGGGCUAGGCAUUCAACGAAUUGAUGGGCAGGCUUCCCUGCAGCAGCGAAGGGCAGCCAUGGAGCAGUUUAAGUCCGAUCCGAAUUGCACGGUAAUGCUGGCUAGUAUGGGCAGUGCUGGCGAAGGGAUUGAUCUGAUAUCGGCCUGCCACGUCCACAUAUUAGAGCCUCAGUGGAACCCCAUGACAGAAUCACAGGCCAUCGGUAGGAUACAUCGGAUAGGACAGACGCAACAGGUUUCAGUGACGAGGUAUAUUGUUAACCGCUCCAUCGAGACUUCUAUCGACUCGAAAGCGAUUUCUCAGGAAGAGGUUGAUCAGAACAGAUGGAAGAAGUUGAACGGGUCCUUAUCAUAG
Scedosporium apiospermum is the source of this 2466-nucleotide messenger RNA. RefSeq lists its product as uncharacterized. The record is from RefSeq and is a predicted model, not a curated record. Gene Ontology annotation, molecular function: ATP binding; ATP-dependent chromatin remodeler activity. The transcript is spliced from 8 exons. NCBI's taxonomy places the organism in Eukaryota, Fungi, Ascomycota, Sordariomycetes, Microascales, Microascaceae. Bases 1 to 2466 code for a protein of 821 amino acids.